Molecule: messenger RNA, 886 nt
Organism: Meloidogyne enterolobii
Lineage: Eukaryota; Metazoa; Nematoda; Chromadorea; Rhabditida; Meloidogynidae
Source: the annotation of a GenBank genome assembly
AUGUCUUUACUUUCAACAGAAAAACAAUUUUCUAAAACUUUUGCUAAACUUUUGAGACAUUUGGCACUUUCUGUUUCUGAAACUGAUCAUUUAUUAUUUUUUGUUUUUCAAAUGAUUGAAUCUAUGUUUUUUGAAAGAGCAAAAAUAAAAACUGAUUUAUUACAAUUUGGCCGUUGUAUGUUUCAUAGCCAACAACAAUUUCAAUCUUUACGUUUUCGCUACACAAUUUCUUUAGAUAAAUCAAAUAAUAAUAACAACGACAAUAUACCUUUAUUUAAAUUAUGUUAUAAACUUACAAGAGCACGAGAACGUGAUAACAAAGUUAUUGAUAAAGAGGAAGCUGAAAAGAAUUAUUUAUUUCAACGAUGCUUUUUCCAUAAUGUUGAUCCGGAAAAUGUUGUCCGUUCAGCACCUUCUGAACCUGCUGGUCCAUUUACUUUUGCACAUCUAAAUAAACACAAAAACGUGACAAUCUCUGAAAGUGAAGAUACAGAUGUGGAAAGUAACAACAAUAACGAGAUUGCCGAUUUGUUAUCUUCCUCUUCCUCAUCUUCAAGUGAUAACGACGAGGAUGAAAUAUUGGAAGAAAAUGUUCGAGGAAAGGCUACUGGCAAAAAAUACCCUCUUAAAUUAACUUCGUUGCCAGCGCCUGCUACACUAGCACUUUGCGCAUUUAGAUAUUGGUGAUUGUUUGUUACUUUACCUAUCUUUUUAAAUUAUUUUUUUUGUUUUUAUAUAAAAGUUUAUAAAAUUUUGGCUAUUAUUUCGUGACACUUUUUCGAAGUGGAUUUCGAAGAUGCCAUGUCUUCUUAACCACAUUCUGAUACAUACACACCAGGGAUGUGCCAGCUUCGCCUUUCGCCUUUUUUUGAGUUUCGUCUUUCGC